AGAGUCUUCGUUCUUCACAGUAGACGGCCCAGCCGCUGCGCGGCUGCUGCUUCCGACGAGUUGCUUCCUGUAUCGACGUGGAGGAAAACCUUCUGUUCUCCGCAGGGCAGCGUGGCGGUCGGGCGCAGUGCAGAGGUGAACCAAGCCAGAGCGACCUCGUCUUUGGGCCAGGGCGGACAGGAUACUAUGGAGCUGACAACGAGUACAGUUAUAUAUAUUCUAGUGGCAUUAAUGAUUCCCAUUUGGUUCUAUUUACAAACUGAUCCAAAACGGAAGCAAUUUGUACAAGUCAUCAACAAGAUUCCUGGACGAUUAGCUUUACCUGUCAUUGGGAAUGCUUAUGAAGUAUUCACCCUCACGAGAGAAAAUUUUUUUACAUUGAUCGACGAGGAUACAAAGAAGUACUGGCCGAUAUUUAGGUCGUGGAAUGGACCUUUGGCAGAGGUGCAUCUGCAAAAAAUGGCACUUCCACCGCAAGCUCAUCACACCUACCUUUCAUUUCAAGAUUCUGGAAGCUUUCCAAGAAGUUUUCGCCGAGAAGAGCAGCAUUCUCGUGCAGAAGUUGGAGAAGGAAAAACUGCAAUGGGGACCGAAAUCAACGCGCAGGAAGAUUCUCAUUCACCAUACGUAUCUGCAAUUUAUGCAGCUUCGGAACUUACUCUUGCCCGAAUGCUUCGACCUUGGCUGCACCCGGAUUUCAUUUAUUCGCUGACGCAAAACGGAAAGGAGUACAAGAAGUGUCUCAAUAUACUUCACUCUUUCACCAAUAAGGUUAUCAAUGAAAGAAAACUGAGUUUCAUGAAAAAACAAUGUGUAGAAGAGGAAUCUGACGUACUUGGUAAGAAGCGCAGGAGGGCUUUCCUGGACCUGUUGCUGGAGGCUUCGGAGGAGGGCGGGAAGCUCACGGACGAGGAGAUACGAGAAGAGGGCCACGAUACAACCUCAGCCAGUCUUUGUUGGACACUUCUUCUGCUGGGCAAUCAUCCUGACAUCCAGGAACGAGUGUUUGAGGAACAGUCUGAGAUAUUCCACGGUUCCGACAGAUUACCCACGACGCAAGAUAUAGGAGAAAUGAAAUAUCUGGAGCGUGUAAUAAAGGAAUCUUUGAGGCUUUAUCCCAGUGUUCCUUUCAUUGGUCGAACUUUGACUGAAGACGUUCAAGUUGGAGAGUACGUUUUACCGCAAGGCUGCCAAGUAACUCUCCAUAUCUACCACACCCACCGCAACCCGAAGUUCUUCCCCAACCCCGACGACUUCAAUCCUGACAAUUUCCUGCCAGAGAAAAUGGAGCUUAGUACAAUUAUUUACGCUCUUGUGGCACUAGUGAUUCCAAUUUGGAUAUACAUGCAAUCUGAUCCAAAACGGAAACAAUUUGUACAAGCCAUCAACAAGAUUCCUGGGCGUUUUGCUUUACCUGUCAUUGGGAAUGGUUACGAAAAUUCUUUGCAGCGGUCGAAGAGGAUACAAAAAAAUUCGGGCCCAUAUGGAGGACCUGGAAUGGACCUGUUGCAGAAAGCAUCAGAACUAACACUCGGACGAAUGUUGCGUCCUUGGCUGCACUCGGAUUUCAUAUAUUCUCUGACUCGAGAUGGCAAAAAAUACAAACAGUGCCUCAACACUCUUCAUUCUUUCACCACCAAGGUUAUCAACGAAAGAAAAUUAAGCCUUAUGAAAAAACAUUAUAUAGAAGAGGAACCUGAUGGUCACGACACAACUUCGGCCAGCCUGUGUUGGACGCUCUUCCUUCUAGGCAAUUAUCCUCAAAUUCAGGAACGAGUUUUUGACGAACAGUCGAAGAUAUUUCAGGGUUCUGACAGAUUGCCAACGACGCAGGAUGUAGCAGAAAUGAAAUAUUUGGAACGUGUGAUAAAGGAAUCUCUGAGGCUGUAUCCUAGUGUUCCAUUUAUUGGUCGCGCACUUACAGAAGAGGUCCAAGUUGGAGAAUAUCUUUUACCGGCGGCCACUCACGUUACUAUUCAAAUUUAUCAUGUUAACCGCAACCCCAAGUACUUCCCCAACCCCGACGAGUUCAAUCCAGACAACUUCCUGCCAGAGAAAGUGCAGGGCCGCCACCCAUACGCCUACGUGCCCUUCAGCGCUGGCUCCAGGAACUGCAUUGAUUUCUUCUAUGUGAUUCAUGACAUUACUAUGACAUACUGGCCCAGAUACAGAUCAUGGUAUGGACCUACGCCGGAAAUAAACUUCUCAGAAGCUGAUGAUAUCGAAAUUAUCCUUCGUAGCUCCGUGAACAUAAAGAAAGGCAUGCUUUACCACUUCCUGCAUCCAUGGUUGGGAACCGGACUUCUAACAAGUUCAGAGAGGGCUAUGCGUAUAUGGUUGUACCCUGAUUUCAUAUACUUCUCAACCAAACGCGGGAAGAGAUUCAAACGGAGUUUAAAUAUUCUUCAUUCAUUUUCUAAGAAGAUCAUCAAUGACAGAAAACAAAAGCCGAUUAGAAGAAAUGAAACUGGAGAGACUACAGAUGACGGUCACGACACGACAUCCGCGAGUUUAGUUUGGACUUUGUUUCUUCUGGGAAACCAUCCUGAGGUGCAGGAACGUGUAUUCGAGGAACAGGCCGCAAUUUUCCAAAAUUCUGAUCGUGUGCCUACGAUGCAAGAUCUAACUGAAAUGAAGUAUCUAGAACGAGUUAUAAAGGAGUCACUACGAGAAUACACCUUCCCAGCAGGCUGUCAAGUCACUCUCCACAUCUACAACGCACACCGCAACCCGAAGUACUUCCCCAACCCCGACGAGUUCAACCCAGACAACUUCCUGCCAGAGAAAGUGCAGGGCCGCCACCCAUACGCCUACAAGUUCGCGCUGCAGGAGGAGAAGACGGUGCUGUCGGCCAUUGUUCGCAACUUCCGCGUGAGGGCGCUGGACCGCCCCGCUGACGUUAAGAUGUUAAUAAAUCUUUUCCGGAUUUGUCAAUUUGCAAUCGGCUUAGACAUGGAUUUAGUCACGGUAAUAAUUAUUAUUGUUAUUAUUUUGGUGUCUCUAACAAUGUUUUGGGUGAGUGACCCAAAAAGGAAGAGAAUGUUGAGGGAAGUUAAUAAACUUCCUGGGCCCCUCGCGUUGCCGAUUAUUGGAAAUGCUUACUUGGCGUUCACAUUCAACAGAAAAAAUUUCUUCUACUUCGUUGACAAGAAUUCUCAGAAGUAUUGGCCAAUUUAUAGAAUAUGGUAUGCGGAAACACCCGAAGUGAAUAUGAUGGAAGCUGAUCAUUUGGAAGUUAUUUUUAGAAGUUCCAUUAACGUGAAGAAAGGUAUGUUGUACGACUUUUUACACCCGUGGUUGGGAACAGGACUUCUUACAAGCACAGGGCAGAAAUGGCAUACUCACCGCAAGCUAAUAACGCCCACCUUCCAUUUUAAGAUCUUGGAAACUUUCCAGGAUAUAUUUACAAAGAACAGUCAAAUUCUAGUGCAGAAAUUAAAUAAGGAAGUGGGAAACGAGAGCGGAUUUGAUAUCUUCCCCUACAUAACACGCUGCACCUUGGACAUCAUUUGCGAAACGGCGAUGGGGGUGAAAAUAAACGCCCAGAAUGAUACAUUUUCCCCGUACGUGUCUGCAGUUUACGACAUCUCCGAACUCACUUCGGAUCGCAUGAUGCGAAUAUGGCUGUAUCCUGAUUUUAUAUACUACAUGACAAAAAGAGGAAAGAGAUAUCUUCAGUGCUUAAACAUUCUUCACUCAUUUUCAAAUCAGGUCAUUCGGACGAAGCGUCGCAUGGCGUUCCUCGACUUGCUGCUGGAGGCCUCGCAAGGGGGCGCUGUGCUCACCGACGAGGAGAUCCGCGAGGAGGUCGACACUUUCAUGUUCGAGGGUCACGACACUACAUCAUCAAGUUUGUGUUGGACACUGUUCCUUCUCGGAAACCAUCUUGAAGUACAGGAACGAGUGUAUGAAGAACAAGACGCUAUAUUCCAAGAUUCUGAUCGUCUCCCUACGAUGCGAGAUCUAACUGAAAUGAAGUACCUAGAACAAGUCAUAAAAGAGUCACUACGUCUAUAUCCUAGCGUUCCCUUCAUUACACGGACAUUAGUUGAAGACGUUCAGAUUGAAGAGUACAACUUUCCAGCGGGAUGUGAAGUUUCAAUCCACAUCUACCACGCCCACCGCAACCCGAAGUAUUUCCCCAACCCUGACGAGUUCAACCCAGACAAUUUUCUACCCGAGAAGGUGCAGGGCCGCCACCCGUAUGCCUACGUGCCCUUCAGCGCCGGCUCCAGGAACUGCAUUGGUAAGGCAUUUCAAUUUUUGAGAACUCUCUAUGGUUCAGUUUGCCAUCUUGUUAAUUGGUUUCCGUUCGAGAUAGGUGUAUUCGACAUUUUGCAGAUAAGCUUGAAAAACAUCCUUGAAACAAAGAAGGGAUUCUCGUACUCUUAUUUCGCCCGACUGACAUAUCCUUGCUCUAUGAACAUUUUUGGAUAUUCAAUUGAAAACUUACAAAACCAAAGAACAGAUCAAACUUUUUUCUUCUUCCUUCAUAAUUCGGCGCAAAAACUUCGAUUCAAUACUGAGAAAGUUAAUAUGAAUAUUGUUCUUAUUGUUUUUACUUAG
Gryllus bimaculatus (two-spotted cricket) is the source of this 4566-nucleotide messenger RNA. Lineage: Eukaryota; Metazoa; Arthropoda; Insecta; Orthoptera; Gryllidae. The record is from the annotation of a GenBank genome assembly.